AUUGUCUAUUACCUAUUUUGGAUAUCAACGUCGACGACGACGAUGAGCAAAGCAUCCCACAACGCAGAGCAGGCAUAUCUAUGAUGGCGUACUCGAUAAUUCUGGGCAUGAUUGGCUGGUCUGUCCUGCCCGACUUUGCUACCACACACGCGCUCCGUUUCAUUCAUGGACAAAUGAAGAAUCCACCGGCGCCACGUACUCCGCUGUACGUCCAGCACUAUCGUUACACCUUCGCGUUCGUCGUGCUGGCGUAUCUUCUGUACAACCUUAUCCAAGGUUCCAGCUCGGUACCUCCCAACUUUUACCAGAUUCUGGGGGUCCCGCAUGACGUUGACGACAAUGGACUGAAGCUUGCUUUUCGUCAGUUCGCGAAGCGGUACCACCCGGAUAAGCCUGGCAUUGGCCCUGAGGGCGCCGAGAUGUUCAUGAGGGUUCGUGAUGCGUUUGAGGCUUUGAAGAAUCCAGUCGUCCGGUUCGCGUACGAUAGGUUCGGACCUGAUGUCCUGCUUUGGCAGCAGCUUUCGACGCCAAAGGAGUACCUGAGGCAAGGCCUCAUGCAGUCUUCGGGUUUUCACAUCGUCAGCGGUCUUGUCUUGGUCUUCUACUCUUCUAUCGGUCGGGAGAGCCCGGUCAAAUUUUGGCGUUAUAUUCUUUAUGCCGUUUUCCUCUUCUCUGAGAUCGCAUUAUUGGUAUCACCAUCACCUUCCACCCUCCUGUCGAACCCGACCAUCCUCCAUUCAUUCUUUCCCCAACGUGUCACGUUUCAACAUGUUCUCUUUUUGCACCAACUCUUCUUCUCUUUGAGCGUUGCUGUUAGUCGUGUCGCGCCUAGGCUUUUCCCCGAGCCUCCUGAUCAAACUGUCGUUGAACUUGAGAAACUCCACACCCUUGCCGGCAUGGCGGAUCGCGAGGCUUCUCUGCUUUUGCAUACGGAGCUUCAUUCCGUGCAUCCCGCUGCCAGCUUCUCGGAACGGAUCCCGCUAUCUCGUAUGAGACCGCUUCUUGAGCCGUCGUCCGACGUGAUGGACGAGCUCUCGAAGGAGAUGGAGAAUAUGAUUAUAGAAACAAAUGUCAAGAAGGACGCUGGGCCACUGAAGAGUAUGUGGGAGGCUGCGGUGCAGAAGGGACACAAUUCUGCCCCUGACAUCGUAGAGCCAAAGUGGGAGGACUUUAGCAAAAAUUUACCGUCACCUAGGCCAUCGCCACCUCCUCGAAUUCCCUGUAACAAUUAUACCAGGGCCAGAAGUGUCAGUUACUAGCCGUCUUGCUCUCAUUGUAUUAUCAUUUCUAGAUGCAAAAUAACUUGCCAAUCUCUUAUAUCAGAACGAAGAUGUUAUCAUGCGCUGAUAACAGCGAAGAAUCUCGACGUCACGGACCAGUGGCAUGUCUUCUGAAGCCUUAUCGACCAGGGUCCCU
Molecule: messenger RNA, 1416 nt
Organism: Guyanagaster necrorhizus
Lineage: Eukaryota; Fungi; Basidiomycota; Agaricomycetes; Agaricales; Physalacriaceae
Product: DnaJ-domain-containing protein
Exons: 3
Coding region: 81-1259 (392 amino acids)
Biological process (GO): ERAD pathway
Cellular component (GO): endoplasmic reticulum
Molecular function (GO): protein-folding chaperone binding; misfolded protein binding
Source: RefSeq, a predicted model, not a curated record